AUGGAGCAGCGAUUGAAGAGGCUGGGUCAUGUGGGUAGAAGGAAUGAGGAACGACUUCCAAAGAAACUGAUGUUUGGGGAAUUGAGGAAGACAAGACCUUGCCAUGGAACAAGAAAGAGAUGGAGUGAUCUAGUUAGUCAAGAUCUGCAAUUAGUAGAUACCAAAAACAUCUGGUACCAGAGAUGCCAAGACCGGAAUGGGUGGUUCAGUCUUUGUCAAAGAGGUGUUGAGAAGGUAGUCACAAAUCGGGGAAAAGCAGAUGUGCAGCGAAUGUACGAUUCCAAGGAGAAAGUUUCUUAUGUGAAUGUAGAAGAUCAUUUAGACGGCACGGCGACCUCACAAGACACAGGCGGUUUUGUCCUAAUUGUAGCUGCUGCUGAGUUUUGGCACAAAUGGAUAUGUUUGGACAGGGAAUUUCACCUCACUGUGCAGUUUAAGCAUGGUGAUGAACAUCGUUCAAACAAGUGUAUUGUGGAUAUCAGACAGGGAGAUAAAACGAUUGCUCUAGUAAUGUCUCUUCCUCUUGCCCAGGACAUCCAGCAUGACAGAAUGCCAGCGACAGCUUAUUCAGUGGCAAGUCCAUCUGUGCUCACAGGUGGUGUGACAGGCAUGGGAGCCGAUGCGGCUGAGUUAUUUGUUCGAGCUUUAUCACAAGGAAAAGUCGAAGUAAGUCGAGUGAAGAUUGUCGUUGCUGGUAGAGACAGAACGGGCAAGACCUCAUUUGGACGAUCUUUGCUCAAACUGAAGUUUCAGAUAAUUGAACCGAGCACACCUGUUGCAGUGGCAGAGUUGGCAGUGAGUGAAGCAUCAAACUGGAAGCUUUUGAAUGACAAAAACAAAGAAUUUUUAGACAAACAAAUAGCUAGAGCAGCAGUUCAUGCAAAUGUUUCAGAUAGUGAAGAUGACAAUAAAUAUGACAAUGAAAGAACAUCAAAAUGUGAGGUUGAGAUUGACGUGUCAGUCGGUAGAGAAUCUACAUCAACUGAUACAAGACAAAGUGGCAUUAACACAGACCAACUUGAUGAAGCAACAGACCAACUUAAUGAAGCAACAGACCAACUUAAUGAAGCAACAGCUCUAACUGAAGAGAUUGCUCGCGCUAUUAGUGAUUUCCAAAGUGAUCCUGACCUCUUAAAGGAGGAAGAUUCAAAAGUUCACUUUUCUAUUUGGGAUUUGGGAGGUCAGGAGGCACUUCUUCCUGGUCAAGGAGAAGCCAUCACACCAGGAUGUGUCGUUUGUGUUGUAUUUAAUGCAUCUGAGUUUCUAGGUGACAAGGCCAAGUCUUUCUAUCUUCCUUCUGCUGACUCAAAACCAAUUCCAAUCAACAAUCACUGGAUAGUGACAAACUAUGAUGCUGUGGCUUUAUGGGCAUCCAUGACUUUUUUGGCAGGAGAUGUCGAAAGUCUUGAAGGUCUUUCGUCUGGUCUUCACAUCGGCAAGUCAAAGGGAUGUGCAUCACCAGUGAUGUUGUUGAUUGGAACACACAUCAAUGAUGCCGAUGAAGAAAUGAUCAAGAAGCAGAACGAAUUUCUGUCUAAAAUGUUUUGUAAUAAAGCAUUUCAGAAGCACAUCCUUCGACCAUCUAACCAGGCUAAUGAUUGGUUCUUUCGUGUUGAGAAUUCGGUGUCUGAUCCUGACAGUGCAAGUGAGGAUGCAGGCGUGAGUGCAGUGAAGCAAGUCAUUGAAGAGAUGGCACGUGAUGUGUCACCUAAACCUCUGAUACCAGCCACUUGGUCAGUUCUAGAGAAGAUUCUUGAUUCUUUAGAAAUCAAGUUGGGCAGUGCUCUUUCCAGUGUCAAUGUUAUCAUGCAUUUUGCCCGUCGAUUGUGUCGUAUGUCAGAAGAGAAAGAAGUUCGUCUUGCUCUGACAUAUUUAGAUGAAGCCGGAUCAGUAAUUUAUCCUCAGAAAAGUGAGAAGCUGAAGAACACAGUCGUCACCAAACCAAGCUGGAUUUUCAAGGUUUUCUCAGUUGUGGCAUCUGUCACUACUCGACCUCCUCCUUUACUGAGUGAAGAUUGGGAUCGAGUUCGGCAAGUAGGAAUUGCUUCUUGGGAACUCAUUCAUCAUCGACUGAAAAAAGCAGGAGUGAAGCGAGUACAGUAUAAAGUUGUAUUGAAUUUGCUAAAUUAUUUCUUCCUUCUUUGUCCCAACCUUUGCCUGGCUCAACCUCUUCCUUUAUCAGUUUCUUAUAAAACAGAAUACUUUGUUCCAUGUUUGCUAGAAGUCGAGUCAAAAGGUCCAUUUGCAGCUGUUGAUUUGGUUGCUUCUCGGCCAAUGUCACUUAUCAUUUUGUCUCAUAAAAUUGAGUUUAUUCCUGAACAGUUGCAUUUUAGGCUGAUGACGUGUUGUAUUGAGAAAUAUCCUGAUGAACCAAAGUUGACACGUAAUAAGUGUGUAUAUCGAGUUGAGAAAGAUGUGAAGUUGGAAGUGAUUUAUCACUUGAAGAAAUAUAUCAUUGUCACUAUUGACACACAACGGCCACUUCAUGAAAUUGCAUGUCUGUGUACAGACAUCCGUCUGUUCAUCACUAAAAAGCUGCAUGAAGUGAAGACACCAGGGUUGUCUCGUUUUCAAUUUACAUUGAAUAUUCAACAUCCCGGACCAGCCAUUCCCAUGGAUGUGAACAAGUUGGUAUGUAUAGACAAGUACAUACCAAGUGAAGACACAAUAUUGAGGACAAACAUAGACAGAGACGAUGUUAAUCUGGAUGACUAUGAAAGAGCUGCAUUAGACUGUUGGUUCUAUGAAGAGAAAGAUGAUGUACCAGGCAAAUCUCAACAACAGGCACUGAUGUUUAAGCCAACCAGCAAAUGUACAGCUGAUGAUAUUGUGAAUGUAGCUGAGAAAGUUUCUCAUUGCUGGAAAAGGCUUGUGCUGAAAUUGGCACCUAAGUUUUUUAUAAACAAGACGAAAGCGAUAGAAAUAGAAAACAGAGAUGAUUGUAUCAUGCAAGCUGUAACAGCAUUAAAUAUGUGGAUUAAUGAAUUUUGUGACAAAGCCACCCAGGCAGCAAUGAUCAACGCAAUGUGUAACAUUGGGUGUAGAUCUCAUGCUGAAGAUGUUUUCAGUCGCAGUUUGGUGGCAUACGUUUGCCCAAUGAAAUGACUGUGUUUGUCUUCACUUGUAGCCAGACUUUACUAUUAGCUGUUGUACAUUAGCAUCAACAUUAUUUGGUUUUUCUUGAUUUGCAUUGUUGCCAUCAGAUGGGUAGACCUAUUAUUGGGUCGACAAAUUAUAAAUAAAAAAAAUAAAAA
Corticium candelabrum is the source of this 3254-nucleotide messenger RNA. RefSeq lists its product as uncharacterized. The record is from RefSeq and is a predicted model, not a curated record. The transcript has 4 exons. Bases 1 to 3105 code for a protein of 1034 amino acids. NCBI's taxonomy places the organism in Eukaryota, Metazoa, Porifera, Homoscleromorpha, Homosclerophorida, Plakinidae.